AUGAUUGGUGAAAGUGGAAAAUCCCCAAAGGAAUUAGAAAAAAUCAUAGUUUGUUUAAAAAAGGUAUUAAAACGUUGUCAAGCUGAAAAUGAACGUUUGAAGUGUGCGCCUGGACCAGUAUCACAUAAUGAAUUGAAACAAUAUAAAACAGAGAUAAAACGCUUAAAAAAUGAACUUGAAACAGCACAGUUAACCGUAGGAUCAAAACUAUUCAAUCGUCGAUUAGCGAAUGAACAAGGAACAGCUAAAUUAAUGCAUCAAUAUGACAGUUUAAGAAAGGAUUAUGAAGAAGUUUUAUCGAAAAAUCAAGAGAUGGCAGGUCAAAUAGAAUAUUUACGUCAAGAAGUGGACAAAUUACAGAAACCACCUGAACAAUCAAACAAUAAUAAACCACCCAGUUAA
Molecule: messenger RNA, 402 nt
Organism: Schistosoma guineensis
Lineage: Eukaryota; Metazoa; Platyhelminthes; Trematoda; Strigeidida; Schistosomatidae
Source: the annotation of a GenBank genome assembly